Colletotrichum gloeosporioides is the source of this 462-nucleotide messenger RNA. RefSeq lists its product as uncharacterized. The annotation marks the transcript as partial. The record is from RefSeq and is a predicted model, not a curated record. The transcript is spliced from 2 exons. Lineage: Eukaryota; Fungi; Ascomycota; Sordariomycetes; Glomerellales; Glomerellaceae.
GUCACCGGUGGCUAUUAUAUCACAUACGUGGAAUACCGCGGUGCGAAGACCAUCACCAUUCACGACGUGAGUUUCUCCCACCUUUGGCCUCCCCUUGCGCUUCUCGCCAGAUGCCCCCCUCUGGGGGCCAAUUGGAAUCUCACGCUGAAACAAAUCCAGGCCAUUCACUCCCUUCGCCGCCUUGGGGCACCAAUCUACGGUUUCGAUCCCGAGACCUAUCACCCCAACAACAAGGCUCAACAAGCUAGAGAAAUUCACCUCCUUCGCCGACUUGAAGCACCUAUCUAUCUUCCUUCAAGCCGGACGAUCAUUCAUUCCCUCCGCAGCCUUGGGGCGCCCAUCUACGGUUUCGAGACCGAGACCUAUCACCCUACCAAGAAGUCCCAAGAAGACUCAAUUGACCAUUCCUGGCCCAUCGCGUCUUUCAGCACGCCGAGAUCGUUUGUCGAGGUGCUGGCAUGA